AUGAUCACGUUGGACGAGGACCAGUACCGUACGGAAGAGUUUUUUCGCAAGACAUCGGCGCCCAAAUGGUCAAAUGAGCGUCGUAAACAGAUUGAGAUAUUUCUGGACCAUCAUCGCGUUGUGGGUAAGUGUGUAGCAGUCGUGACCUCUGGAGGUACCACCGUUCCGCUUGAGCGCAACACUGUGCGCUUCCUAGACAACUUUUCCACGGGCUCAAGGGGCGCCGCUUCUGUUGAGUAUCUAUUGGGACUUGGAUACGCUGUGAUUUACGUGUAUCGACCGGGAUCUGUUGCCCCCUUUGCUAGACACUUGCAGAAAGCGACAUGCUCAUCGCUGGACGUCAAGUUCCUGCAGCAUGUAAAUGUACCGACCAGCAAUGGUAACUUCCACGAGCAGCAAAUUCGUCUCCUGGUAGAAGAUCCCACAGCAAAGAAGAAGGUGAUUGACGCUGUAAAUGGUCUUAGGAAGGUGCAUACGACCAAUACGCUGCUGACGCUCCCGUUCACGUCUGUAUACGACUAUUUUUUCAUGUUGCGGAUGGUGGCGACGUGUGUAAAGCCUUGGAAAGAGCGUGCAUUUUUCCUCUUGGCAGCAGCAGUGAGUGACUUUUACAUACCGGAGCCUGAUUUACCGGAGCACAAGAUCCAGUCACGAGUAGGUCCACUUGAGUUGACGCUGCAGCAAGUACCCAAGAUGCUGGGCGUAUUGCGUCACAACUGGGCGCCGCAAUCCUUUGUGGUAUCGUUCAAGCUCGAAACAGACUGGGAUGUUCUCCGAAAGAAAGCUAAGCAGGCAAUUUCGAAGUACGCAAUGCACCUGGUGAUCGCUAACGAGCUACACUCGCGAUUCAACGAGGUGCUUCUAAUUACGGACAAAGAUGAGCGUUCCAUCACUCGAUCGGAGAAAGAAGUUGACAUUGAAGAGGCAUUGAUGGAGGCAGUGGUGCGCGUGCACUAUCAGUACAUCGCAUCGCAUGACAUCUCGGUGCCCGAUGAAAUUGGCCACCACGUCUCGCGUCGUUACCUUUCCGGUGCGUGGAAGAAGGUACCAACAUCCGUGCAGAAUUUGCUGUUCGUGAUCGAAAAGCACAAGGAAGAGAUCCUUGGUGUCGUCGUGGGCGGUUUGCUGUCCGUCCUGCUCAAUAUGCUGCAGCAUCGGUCUCGCUAG
Peronospora farinosa is the source of this 1167-nucleotide messenger RNA. NCBI's taxonomy places the organism in Eukaryota, Oomycota, Peronosporomycetes, Peronosporales, Peronosporaceae. The record is from the annotation of a GenBank genome assembly.